This is a messenger RNA of Liolophura sinensis, 2793 nucleotides long. Its product is annotated as neuronal acetylcholine receptor subunit alpha-3-like. Gene Ontology annotation, cellular component: membrane. Bases 1428 to 2279 code for a protein of 283 amino acids. Lineage: Eukaryota; Metazoa; Mollusca; Polyplacophora; Chitonida; Chitonidae. The record is from RefSeq and is a predicted model, not a curated record. Gene Ontology annotation, biological process: monoatomic ion transmembrane transport. The transcript is spliced from 2 exons. Gene Ontology annotation, molecular function: extracellular ligand-gated monoatomic ion channel activity; transmembrane signaling receptor activity.
UGAUGUUAAAAGAAAUUGGUAGAAUGGAAAUCCAAGCUGUUCCUUACAAAAAUUUAUCUUUUGUGAACCAAAGUAAUUCAUCAUCAAUCUCUCAUUUUAAUUUCUCAUUGUUUCGCUGUUUGCCCCUCUAAUGUAUACAGUGCCAUCUGUUCAGCAUUUGUUAGAUGUCCAUGGUAACGACUACAGCAUAGCGAGAAGAACGAGAGCGGCCACCACAGUGUGACAGUUGGCAAAUUACCACAUGUAACCGUGAGCAAAUUGUAACGAUAAAACGGAAGUUUCUACCUCUAACAAUGAAAAGGAACUUUGCUAAUACGAUGCUGGAGAUAAAGGUGAAUAAGAAUGAGGACGGAUUCAUUUAACGAGAGUCAACAUUUCCAAAGAUUCCAGAAAGACGCAAGGAAUGUUCUAGAUGUGUAAAUGUGCACUGUAUACAAAUCGUUUAUGAGACUCGAAUGUGAGAUCUUCUAAAUGUGACGACAACACCGCAUUUUGAGUAAUUCAAGGCCAGCCACCUCUACUAAAUUGCCAGUAUCAUUAUUGUACUUGUAUACCUAAUUCUGCUUAAGUCAUGGUGACUGUUGGUUGCGUGUAAUCUGAUAUUAUUUAAGCUUUUACAUGAACAUUUAGAAUGAUAUCCUAACUGAGCUAAAUUGACAAGAGGCUGUCUUUCACCCAUUAUGUGGACCUUUCGCCAACUACCACAGUCAUCGCUUCUCUGGGUUUACUCUCUAUAAUGUCUUUCGUACUGUAAUCAAAAGAUGCAUUUCAGUUGCACAUCGCUUGUAAUUGUUCAUAUAUCCGUCGUUGCAAUAAUGUUAAGCACAUCAUACAGCCUGUAGCCCCGGGUUGAACGAAACUAGACACAAUUCGGAACAGGUAUGUAAAGUUUAACUUGAAAGACUGAAACCAUCACAGUAUACGCAGGAUGUAAUGUAUGAUAUAAGGCCAUACAUGUAUGUAGUCCUCAUGUGCAGGACCCUUUGGCACAUUAGAUGACCCUUUUUUUAAAGUUUAAUGCUGGUAGAAGCAUUUAACAGGAAACAAAAAAUCGAGACAUGCUAGCACUUUUACACUCGCAUUAAGCAGUGCUUGAAGCGUGGCCUACAUCGACACGCCAAACUAUAGGAGCAGCAACAUAAAUGCUCACCGAGUUAACUGAAUAUAAAAUAGAUCUUAUAAAUACCGCCGUUGGAAAUUAAUAUGAAAACCAUCAUGAAACUAUAACGCAUUUGUCACGGUGAAAUUCGAUAUGAAACACUCUGUCCUGUAUAUAGACUCGUAUGUUCCAUUUACCUCACCGGAGGAGCAGUUUGAUAUAUGGUCUUUAGCCAGCUAAUGUUCAUAUAAUACCAAAAAAUAGCCAAGAGCUAUAGAAUAUUAGAAAGCCUUUUAUUUAGUCUUUCUGUGCUUUUCUUCAUUAUUACAUGUUUCGUUCCAGUGCAAAGAAUUACGUUUAUGCAGGAAACUUAAAGUUUCUUGUUGAGCUGAAAUGGACGGGUAGAACGGAUUGGUCUCCAGCCUCCAUGUUCGAGACAACCUGUCCAGUGGAUGUCACUUUGUACCCUUUCGAUACUCAGGCUUGUGAGAUCAUCAUAGCCUCUUGGAUGUACGAUCACAGGAGGGUGAAGAUUGUCCCAAAGGACACGCCAAACAACACACUCUACUUUGGCGAGAGCGGAGAAUGGAUCUUCAGCAGUUCCAAAGCCAAACAUGAUUUGGUGGAGUACAACGGCAGUAACUUCAGCAUUGCUCGCAUUUCUUUCACAUUCCAACGACGACGAGCGUUUUACGUUAUAAAUGUGAUUGUGCCGGUCCUGUGUCUGUCUCUGCUCAAUACCUUGGUGUUUCUGGUUCCGCCAGAGUCCGGAGAGAAAAUGUCCCUCUCCAUUACCGUGGUUUUAGCCUACUCAGUCUUUCUCUCCAUCGUCAACGCUGACAUGCCUGGAACGUCAAACAGCGUGUCUUAUCUAGCCAUAUACCUCAUAUUUGUUCUCGUGAUGGGCAUGAUCGCAGUGUUUAUGUCAGCAGUUGUGCUGUGGAUAUUCCAUGCAAAAGCCAGACAACUUGAUGAGAAACACAGACAUUUUUCCCUGGGAUCGUGUUCACCACAAUCCGAAGGAAACAGGACUCUCUCGAACACAGGCCAUUUCCAUAUGGUGACAGACAGAGCCAAAUACAUUCAACAGGCAACCAAAAUUGACAGGCUAUCAUUUUGGUCAUUCUUGGCUCUCACUCUUGUAGGGCUCAUCACUUUAAUGGCUUUACUUCUGUCCUAGGUUAUGUUCUAAUUGAUAUAUGUAUAUCUAUGGAUAAAUUAUUAUUAUUUAUCCUAUCGAUUAUCAUGGGCUUACGCCUAUUAUAAUUCCCGUUGUCGUCUGUAUAAGGGGCGAAUAACUCUGCAUGACUUAACCUAACUGAGUCAGUUGGCAACUCUCACAUUGUUGUCGCUGAUUUGUUUUUGUUUUUUUUUCUUUGUCUUUUCGUUAUAUGUCGUGGUUUAUACGCAAACUUCAACCUCUGGGAAUCAGAAUUUCAAUCUUUAAUUCAUUCGAUAAUCUUGUGUUCUAUACGGUGCAAUGUCCUAUCCAUAAAAUAUAAUUAGUGAUUCAUCAAAACAAAAGGCACAACCACAUUUCACAGAACAAGGAUUCAAAAAUUUCUUUUAUGACCUGUGAAUUAUCUGAGUAACACAUUCAGGCUUCUUAUUCUUGACUUCUUACUAUUAUUUAUCAUCAUUGUAUCAGUACUACAGUUUUUCAUUGAUAAAGACAGUUGUUUUACAACUAAACG